AUGUCUGGGCGCGGUAAAGGAGGGAAGGGGCUUGGAAAGGGUGGUGCUAAGCGGCAUCGUAAAGUGCUGCGAGACAACAUCCAAGGUAUUACCAAGCCUGCUAUUCGUCGCUUAGCCCGCCGCGGAGGAGUAAAGCGUAUCUCAGGUUUGAUCUACGAGGAGACACGAGGCGUACUGAAGGUUUUCCUGGAGAACGUGAUCCGUGAUGCUGUGACCUACACAGAACACGCUAAGAGAAAGACCGUGACGGCCAUGGAUGUAGUGUAUGCCUUGAAGCGCCAAGGACGUACCCUUUAUGGAUUCGGGGGUUAAAAGAUUGUG
Messenger RNA from Elgaria multicarinata webbii, 321 nucleotides. RefSeq names its product histone H4. NCBI's taxonomy places the organism in Eukaryota, Metazoa, Chordata, Lepidosauria, Squamata, Anguidae. The record is from RefSeq and is a predicted model, not a curated record. Gene Ontology annotation, biological process: nucleosome assembly. Gene Ontology annotation, cellular component: nucleosome. Gene Ontology annotation, molecular function: protein heterodimerization activity; DNA binding; structural constituent of chromatin. The transcript has a single exon. The coding region runs from base 1 to 312 and encodes 103 amino acids.